Messenger RNA from Didymodactylos carnosus, 1463 nucleotides. The record is from the annotation of a GenBank genome assembly. Lineage: Eukaryota; Metazoa; Rotifera; Eurotatoria; Philodinida; Philodinidae.
AACUAGCAUUGCUAGUCAAGCACCCGUCGUACACAUUGUAUCGACGUUAAAAAUAUGGUCGACAUUUAUGUAUAGUAUACCUAGUAACAUGCGAGUGAUCACUUGUAAAGACUAUUUAAAUAUAUACGUAGGCGUACGGUCUUCAAAUGAAUCUAUCAUCAUAACUCGUAGUUUCCUUUUGCACAACUUAGUGCAAUGGGAAAAUGCGUAGUUGGAGAAGUAUAGCAUAUGAAAGGUCGGAAUAUCAAAUCCAGGAGAAGAACACGUAAAAAUUGUUGUGAAAACGAAUAUCUCUCCUAUAAACCGUUUUUUCUAUCGGUAGUCAAUUAUCGAACUCAUUUAUAACUACUCUAGCGGCACAAUUUCGAAGCUAGUGCGACCAUCGAAAAAUUUUUUUGACCUAUUAGAAGCGGAUCAAAUACAACAUUCAUCUUCUACUGCUUUUUGUCUAACUAUAAAGGCUUGUUUUUUCUAUUUUAGCUAAAGCACCUACAGUCGCCCCUCCAAUAUGUCCAGCGUUCGUAACAGCUCAAACAUCGUGCCUUGCUUUAUCACCCGUAUGUAACGGAGUAUGCAAAGCAAGUCUCACCACUGUUGCAACAGGUCUCAACAACAUCUACGACAUAACGACGAAUUCGGGAUACGUAUAUGUUGUCAAUGCAAAUAAAGGAAACGUUGAAAAGUUCAGAUUGGAUAACACCCCAAGUAGUAAAACUACACCCACCGUUGUCGCCUCGAAUCUUGUUAAUCCAUGGGGUGUAUAUGUUACCUCAGAUGCUGUGUAUGUAUCGGAUACAUUCAAUCAUCAAAUAAAACGGUAUCCUACGGGUGCGAAUCCGGCGACCGGUGGAACGGUGGUGGCUGGAGGAAAUGGUAGCGGCUCAGCUCAAAAUCAACUCAGUUAUCCCUAUGGUUUAUUUGUCGAUUGUGCAGGGAACAUUUACAUAGCCGAUAGUCAUAACAACCGUAUAGUACGAUGGGCACCAAAUGCUAAGACAGGAUGCACCGUGGCAGGCAAGCCGGGCGGCAAAGCAGGCAACGCGUUGACGGAACUUAAUUUUCCAAUAGAUGUUCGCUUUGACAACCAAGGAAAUAUGUUCGUUGUCGAUUCAAAUAAUUAUCGUGUUCUCAAAUAUGUGCCUGGUUCAUCGACUGGCAUAGUUGUGGCUGGUAAUGGGCAGAAAGUAAACGGUUUCAAUACAGCAAUUGGUUUUUACGUUGAUGCGUGUGACACGGUGUACCUCGGCGCUACCAGAGGCGUCAUCAAGUUUCCUCCCGGUACGAAUGGCACUGGUAUUCCAGUUAUCGAAAGCGGAUAUACGGGUGGCAUAGCAGUAGAUAAUAAGGGAACUUUAUUCAUUGGAUCAAGAGGAGGCAAUGUAGUUCAAACAUGCACACUGUCAUCGGGGACACAAGUGACACAACCACCAACUAGUAAGACGAAUAUUGAUCUUUCUAGCUGA